Molecule: messenger RNA, 1515 nt
Organism: Truncatella angustata
Lineage: Eukaryota; Fungi; Ascomycota; Sordariomycetes; Amphisphaeriales; Sporocadaceae
Product: SGNH hydrolase-type esterase domain-containing protein
Exons: 1
Coding region: 384-1196 (270 amino acids)
Source: RefSeq, a predicted model, not a curated record
UUCUAAUGUCCCGUUGUCAACAUGAUAAUUUAGCAAGAUCCUGCGACGUGGUUACUUCAAACUAAGGGUGCUUCGACUCCAUGGCAGCAAUAUCUCAAGGCGGUAUGUUAAGUGUCGAAGAAGAGUAUCGACGCGUACCCACGUCGGAGAUGGCAACUGAGGCUCUGUCCUGGACAACCGAGUGACUCAUUCCGGUGGUUGAACCAGCUGCAAACUACACUCGUCCCAGGGUCAUAACACCCUGAGCAGACUGAACAAUGUCUCGCCUUAGCGGCGAAACUCUUGACGAGUAUAAAUGGGGGUUUUCUUCUUCUCCAGACCUUCUUGAUUCAAUUUCACACGAAGGCAUCUGAAUAGAAAAACCCGCGGGUUAACCGCCUGUGAUGGGUUCGACAAUUGCGUCCGACGACGAAAACCAGUCGCUUACUAUCUCUGAAUUCAAUCGCCUUCUCCAAUGUUGUGCUAAAUAUAAACAGCACUCUCUUAAAACAUCACGGGAUGAUCAUAUACCGCUGCUCAUCUCGGGCUGUCAGACUCCCAGCAUCGUCUUGCUCGGUGACUCGAUGAUCGAGCGGAUGCAAACCACCAGGACCACACCAGGUUUACACUCGUGGCCAUCAGAGACAUUCCUGGAUGAUGCAUCGCUUAAGAACUUGACUCUGACCUCUGGUGCGGAGAUUGAACGCCUCCAGGGCGUCUUGAAUGCCGGAGUCGGUGGCGACAAAUACGAGAACAUCCUUUAUCGCCUUCUUGGCGAUCCGGCACGUCAACUGCGUGGUCUGACGGACGUCUUGUCGCAGAACAACAUUACACUCUGGGUCAUACAUGCCGGCACCAAUAAUCUGCGUUCUAAGCGUGGCCUUUCGGACGAAAGUGUUGAUCUUAUGCGCCUCUUGUUGCAGGCUGUGUUACGAAUCUCCAAACCGGGAACAAAUAUUUUGGUGACGGGACUGUUCUACCGCACGGAUAUACUAGACCGACUUGUUAGUGAUGCGAAUGCGAAGCUGAAAUUGUUGGUCCGAUCCAUGAAUGGGAGGUCGGAGAAGAAAAGGAUUGUGUUCGUCCCGCCGCCGACGUCGGUUGGAGGAGAGCAUCUCGAGGAUCACGUGCAUUUGAAUACGGAAGGGUACCGUUUGUGGAUUGAGUAUCUCCUUCCAAAGGUGUCAAGCCACUCACGAUCGAUUUUGGAGAACUGAUAAAGCACUCAAGGCAUGGCAUGGCCAAAUGGGAACUGAGCUGCGGCAAUGAGAGCGUUAGAAGAAAACACCCUCGCACCCAUGUGAAAUCAGCUACGGCUGAGGAUUGCCUGCUCUGCAGCUCUGUCGGGCACUCUCCGUCACAACAGAAAGCACUGUUCUGGUCAAAUUAUCCCAUGAGUUCGCAACCAAGUUUCUAUCCUCAUUUAAUAUUUUAAUGUAGCUUAUUAAUUAAGAGAGUUUAGAGCUAGAGCAGGGGUGCCCGCGACAGCACCGUACUAUAAAUCGGUUGUUAAUGGCCAAACGCUAUAGAUUAUGG